Messenger RNA from Triticum urartu, 1704 nucleotides. Its product is annotated as 2-oxoglutarate (2OG) and Fe(II)-dependent oxygenase superfamily protein. The record is from RefSeq and is a predicted model, not a curated record. NCBI's taxonomy places the organism in Eukaryota, Viridiplantae, Streptophyta, Magnoliopsida, Poales, Poaceae.
UCUUUAAACCCACGCAACCUCCACCAGCCUGGCUGGCUGGCCGAUCAAGCAGCAGCAACCUUCCGAGGAUUCCCACCCGAUCGUUCGCCGGCCGGCGCCACCCCACCAUGACGGCGACGUCGACGUCGAGGGCUCCGCGGCGCCCCCGCAUCCGCUCCCGCGCGCCGCCGCCCACGCCGAUCCGGACGGCCCGUGGCGCGCGCUCCGCCGCGGCCGACGAGCUCGUCCUCGCCGAGUUCCUCGAGGCCUCCCAGCGCGUCCCCGCCCUCACCCUGCCCCUGCCCAGGAAGAAGCGCUUCGACUUCCCGGCUCCCCCGCCGGCCCCGGACAUCCAAUCGCGGGGCCUGCUGUCGGGCGAGGCGGCCGCCGCGCGGACGGCUGUUGGCGCCGCCGCGGAGGCCGGCGCGUUCCGCGUGGGCGGGACGGUCGGGGCCGGCGAGGUGCGCGCUGCCGUGGAGGCCGGGGAGGCGGUGUUCGGGGCGCCGGAGCGGGUGAAGCGGGAGCUGGGGAGGUUGUUCCAGAGGAGGGAUCGGGUCGUCGGGGAGGAGCUCUACUUGCCAUGGCCGGUGAGCUCGGAGGUGGAUCGGUUGCUGGAGGCGGCCCUGCCCGGCUCGACGUACCGAGCGUUCAGGGAGAAGAUGGACGUUAUCGCGUCUAAAAUGGAGGACCUCGCAAGAUGUGUGGUCACAGUUCUAUCUGACAACGUCAAGAACCCGAAAGACUCUGCUCUGCCUAGAGAAGCCCCAUCGGUUCUCUGUCUAACGCUGUAUAACUGCAACAAGUUGAAAACACGUUGGGGAGAGUUUGGCACCACCGAUCGUCCAGACUCGUACGCCCUGAGCGUCCACCUCUCCGGACGCGACCAGGAAAUUUGCCUCCGGAACCUGGGCGGGUCGACCUUUUUCAAUCUGCCGGCUGGCUCUGCGCUUGUUACGAUCGGCAAGCAGAUUCAGGAAUGGUCCAAUGGGGAGUUCAAGAGCGCUGUUGGCGAGAUACUGUUCGAGCUGACCGACGAGCCAAACCCGUUCAUGUCUCUGGAACUCUUGUACUCUCCAGGAGACCUGCGUCUCUGUGAGGUCGGGCGGCACGCUAGCUGCAUUGACCGUCCUCCCAAGACUGUUCCUUUGAGGGACCAGAUUUUCAUUGCGCUGGUUCUGCUGGUUUUGUACUACCUCUUCUGGUGAUAAGCUUAUCCGUGCCUCUUUUCUCUUUUUUUGGCGUGAGCUUUAGAUGUACGAGAUGGCUUGUUUUUAUAGCCUUUUUGGACUAACUGCCCGCCUUUCUCCGUUAAUUGAUCACGGAGAAACACCGCCGCGGAUGGCGGUGAUGGCGGCUGGGUUGAGUCUGGUUUGGUUGAGAUUGGUUUGUUUUUUGGAUGAAACAAAAAACACGAAUGAAGUAUAAGAUACUUUGUUCUUGACUCCUCCUAAUUGAGGAAAAAUGGCAUGGAGUGGAUUUUGAUUGAUUUUCUGAAUGAUAAUUUUGGCCGGUUGGUUUGUCCUACGGUAUCUGUUUUGCGAUUCGAGGUGUUCACAUUGAACCUGAGAAGCAUUCCUUUGUACCUUACUACUCCAUUGUGUAUGUGGUAAUCUUGCAUUCGAGCUUUGUUCAUUACAAAUGAGCUCAGUGUAAAACUGUUGUACAUUGUACUGUACCUGAUGGAAGGUAAGACUCUACUUUUUAUUUGAAAGACGGUUGAAACAA